Messenger RNA from Phytophthora nicotianae INRA-310, 2042 nucleotides. Its product is annotated as TKL protein kinase. Gene Ontology annotation, biological process: protein phosphorylation. The record is from RefSeq and is a predicted model, not a curated record. Lineage: Eukaryota; Oomycota; Peronosporomycetes; Peronosporales; Peronosporaceae. Gene Ontology annotation, molecular function: ATP binding; protein kinase activity. Bases 26 to 1909 code for a protein of 627 amino acids. The transcript is spliced from 2 exons.
GCAAUCCAGUGCCAAAGCCUGCAAGAUGGCACCGCAGCAGCAAAGUCACCGCCGCGCAAAUUGGUUUCAGUUGCUUGUCCUUUGUCUGUCAUGUUCCAUAGCGAUAUCCCAGACCGUCGGCGAUGAUUCCUCUGAUGCAGGGUCUAACAACAACAGUGCUAGCUCACCGAGUACGACGUCGUCUGCUACAACGACGCCAGCCACGUCAGUGCCUGUGACUACAUCCCAACCAUCUACCACUGCGCCGACGAUAUCACCCACAACAGAAACGCCAACGACAACUACCAAUACGCCCACUGCAAGCACAGUAUCAUCCUCUAGCUCAGCUUCCGAGACAUCAGCACCGACCCCAACGACAAAAACACCAGCUACUACAUCAUCACCAACAUCGACAAAGACAGCAGCUCCAUCGACUUCAUCAACAACGGCUCCAAGUGCAGCAGUUGACACAGAUACUUCGUCAUCUACUUCUGCAACAGCAGCGCCCGUGGUGAAACAAUACAACUCCUCAACAUUACCACCCGGUGUAAGCUCAAGCGUACUAAACGGCUCGGAUCUCAUCAAUGUCGAAGUCACCGAGACAACGCUGGGAAACGGAAGCACGUCGUUCGACUACGUGAUCGUCACUAGUUCCGGUGAAACGGAGAAGGUGAUCGUGUUAAGGCCUGAUACAACGGACCCAACCAGCAACAACAGUGAAGACGCAUCAGACCAGUCUGGUAGUUCUCUAUCAGACAACAACACAUCGACGUCUUCCGGUUCCCUUGGACUCGGAGCGGUCAUCGGGACCAUCAUCGGAGCUCUCGUACUCCCGCUAGCGCUGACAGUGCUCCUGAUCACUCGGCGUCGCCAGAAGAACCAGUCUAACGAUGAGUCCUCCAAUGCCUUAGCUGAAAUCGAGAAGCAAAUGCAGCUACUCGAUCGAGAACAGUCGCAGAUCGACACUGAGUACGACGAAUCCACCAGAACUCUUGGCUACUCACAAGUGCCUGGACCACUUUCGGGUAGUAGACGAUACCGAGGUACCUUGUGGGAGCACCCCGUGAUAGUAGCGUCGAGGAUUCCAAUCGAGCACAUCGAACUGGGAGAAACCAUUAGUCGCGGAGCUUUCGGUUUGGUAUAUCGCGGUCGAUUUCGAGAUCAAACCGUAGCAAUUAAGACGUUGUUACCGGAGAAGCGCAAGGACAUGGGUCAUAUUCGGGUGUUUCUGUCUGAGGUGAAGCUCAUGGCUACCAUGGAGCAUCCGAACAUUGUGCGGUUUAUUGGCGUGGCUUGGGAGUCGUUGAGCGAACUGUACUGUGUGUCCGAGUUCAUGAGUGGUGGUGAUCUACGCUCCUUAUUGCAGAACUACCUAGCUACUGGUGCACCCCAAGGCAUGAACCCCAGUAAAAUACAGAUCGCUUACGACGUGUCGUACGCUUUGACGUAUUUACACUCACUGGAGCCUGUGGUGCUGCAUCGCGAUCUAAAGUCACGCAAUAUUCUGCUGACGGAGUCAUUAACUGCUAAGCUCACGGACUUUGGUACCUCGCGUAUCCGUUCCGAUGGCUCCAUGACUUCGAACGUGGGUAGUUCACUGUGGAUGGCACCUGAAGUGAUGAUGGGGCGACGCUACGACGAAAAGGCUGAUGUGUUUUCUCUGGGUGUAGUGAUCUCGGAGCUGGAUACGCACGAAUUACCGUAUUCGCAUGUCAAAUCAAGUAACAACAAAAAGGGUCGCCCUCUUCCGGAUACAGCGGUGCUUCAAAUGGUAUCAAUGGGCAAACUCCACGUUCGUUUUUCUCCCUUCAUGGAUCAAGACAUACGCCACUUCGUUGAACGCUGCGUUAACGUGAGUCCUUGUGAACGCCCGACAGCCGCCGAGAUUCUUUACUAUUUGCAAGUGCUGAUUCGGGACCGACUGUAUUGACUUGUUAUUUGAAAUGUGUUGAAUAUUACGGAGUCGGUGACUGCGAGACCAAGAUCGUGUUUGGAAAGACCAUUGCUUAGAAACAUGCUGCACUUGAAGGGGGUGGGCUUUUUGGCUGGGCACAUGGGAGUGC